UAAAAUGGCGGCGGUUCCUGACAGUGUAGAGUGAAACUUUGCUAUUUUUAGCGAUAAUUCUGUCGUUUCCCCGCACCUUUACCUGGCUGUAGUCGCUAGAUUCUCACAGUUAACGUAUUUAUAACACGGAGCCGUCACAUAUCGAUCACCAGGACCGAGCAGACUCGGUUAGGGCUCCGGGUUUUGGCCGCCUGAUCGCUGGGCUUCCCUCGAAGUUGACGGGCUGCUGAGUGUCUGACAUUGUCAUCAUACCGACUGUUGUUGUCACCGGAUCGUUCAAACGCGGAAACGGCAGGACAUCGACCGAGUAGCUAGCUAGCUGACCGGUUAAAUAAAACACACGGUGCGGGGUUUCGGGUCGAGACUGUGUGAGAUCGUGAGGACGUGUCACGUCAGCUGUCAAGAGAAAUCUCAGGUGUUGGAUGUCACCUGUACUCAGUGUCAGUCUGGUUUGCUAGCAUCGUCCAUCCUGGCAAAUCAAAUGGAGAAGCUCCAGGACCUGAGCCAAUCAGAGCUGCAGGAGCUCCUGGACACGCCAGAGAGGGUGGAGUCUAUGGCUCUGGAGUCUGACGAGAUCCAGAACAUCCAGCUGGAGAGAGAGAUGGCCCUGGCGUCAAACCGCAGCCUGGCUGAACAGAACCUUGACAUGAGGCCUCGUCUGGAGACUCAGAAGGAGCUGCUAGUGGAGAGAUACUCACAGUUGGAGGUCAUCAGAGAAAACUACAGACAAAACUGCUCACUCAGAGAUGGGAUGGUCGGUCAGGUGUCUCCUGAAGCGUUUUUCUCCAGACUACAGACAGAGGGCGGCAAAACAGAGGAGGAGUCAGAGGCUCUAGCAGAUGAGUUUCUGGAAGGUUCUCUGCCAUUGGACUCCUUCCUGGAGCGUUUCCUGUCUCUGCGCUCACUCGCUCACAGGAGGCGGGUUCAGAUCGAGAAGCUUCAGGAGAUCCUGCGACAGAGGAGCGAGGGAAUUCCAACCGCCAUGACAUCAUCAAAGGGCAGCCAGGACCCCGCCCCCUCAGCCUGGAAUCAACCAACGUCAACAUCGACGACCACACAUCAGCAGCAGCCAAGCUCUGCCCCCCAGAACCCCUCGCAGCAGACCGCCUCGUCAUCUGUAGGGGGCACUGCCGGCCUCCCCUACAGCCCCUACCCCAUCUCCCCCCCCAACCACCCCACAGCAGCAGCUGCGAGCUCCGGCCCAGCCAACCCUCCAUCACAGUUUCCUCCGUACCCUAGUUCCGGUUCACCUUUUACCCCCGCAGGGGGCUUCUCUGGCCCCCGGCCAGCCUUCGGUCCCCCCGCGUCAGCCGCCUGUCCCUACCCCAGCCAGCCCUCCUUCCCCGCUCCCCACCCUGGCUCGGCGUUUGGCCAGUACACUCCCAACCAGAGCGGCCCUGCCCCGUACCCCGCCUCCUACAGCUAUGGGGGCUACAGCUACCCCACUGGCCCCGCCUACUCCAGCUCUCAGUCCCCCACAGGGAGGCCCCUGUACAGACCGGGGCAUGGGGUCCCCCAGCCGUACUCCUGAGAGCCCCGCCCCCUCCACCUCAUCUCUAC
This is a messenger RNA of Labrus bergylta (ballan wrasse), 1560 nucleotides long. It is a transcript of the gene vps37c, whose product is annotated as VPS37C subunit of ESCRT-I. The record is from RefSeq and is a predicted model, not a curated record. NCBI's taxonomy places the organism in Eukaryota, Metazoa, Chordata, Actinopteri, Labriformes, Labridae. Gene Ontology annotation, biological process: protein targeting to vacuole; ubiquitin-dependent protein catabolic process via the multivesicular body sorting pathway; protein targeting to membrane. Gene Ontology annotation, cellular component: ESCRT I complex.